CUGCCGCGACAGAGCCACACAUUUCAAACUCUCGCAUUCAUGGAAGGAACAAAGAAACACUCAUCGGAAGAGUUGGGCGAGCUCUCGGGGAAACACUCGGAGGAAAUCACGUUAAAAUGGUCUAUACACAAGCUCUCGUUUUCGGUAACGGGAUGUCCGCCAGGAGCGUGCAGGAAAACCUAGCGGAGAACCUGAGCUUUCUACAGUGCUUCAGAUCAGACAGACAGAAAGUAAAAGACUGCGGCAGGCUCAUGAAAGCACAGAGCUUAUCAAGUCUGGGAUCUGAGUGCAGUUUGGAAGAGGAAGAAGGAGAAGACGUGCGUCUUCAGCUCGACCUGUCCAAACGCAUAGAGAAGUGCCUCUAUGAUGCCAAAGGAGCGAGUCUGCGCUGCCAGGAGCUGCGUCUGCCCAGGCACAUGACCACACGUGUGGCCGGAGGCAUCCUGCGCUCAUCCACAGAUGAGCCGUGUGGGAUACGGGGCGCACUGAUCCACAUGUUCAUGGAAAGCAAAGGCACACUACUGAGGCUGGGCACCGUCAUUCCUGAUCACAGUCUCACGCCGACCUUCGAGGUCUCGGUGGUCCUGCAGCCUGACAUGGGUGGAUGGCCUCCGCUGAAGAUCCUGUUCGGGAGCGGGAAGGUCUUGUGUCUCCGACGGGAAUACCGGCUGAUCAAGCGGAAGCUCUACUCAUCCGCCACACCUACUGUACUUGAGUUUUAUUAAAAUUGUGGCAUUAAGAGUAAAAUAAGAAGACAAUGCCUGAGGUCUCAGAGGAUGAGGACAACUUUAGGAAAUGUUCAUUUUGCACAUUGUUUUUCACUGUUACAUCAAUAUAUUUCAGAGUUCUCCGAAUGACGUUUAAAACUUAAAAUAAGUUGAUAUUGUGCAGCUGAUAUUUCUGGCACAAUAUGAGCAGCUAUGUUGUUAUAAUAUUGCUUUAUAUGAUACUUAAAAGAUCAUUAUUAUACAUACAAACAAAUAACAUGGAACCCAAUGCAUAAACACAGUUCGAAAGUUUAAAGUUAGUAAGAUUUUUAAAGAUAUUAAUUUCUCACUGACCAAUUAUGUAUAAUCUGGGAUUAUAUAAUGUUGUAAAAGCUCAUCAAAGAAUAACAAACACUACUAUGUUACUAGUUGUAUUUGUCAGGUGACACCGCAUGUGUGAUAAGAUCACAGUGGCAUGUUUGUAUGACUUGUGUUGCGACUGCAGAAUGUUCAGUUUUGAUUCUUCACUACUGUUUACUGAUGUUCAGGGAAAUAAGAGGGUUCAGACUGUAUAUGAAUCCCUCUGCUGAUAAAUGUUUGACGCCAUUAAGUUAUUAGUGUGUUUUUGUCUUGUGACUGUGAAACGAAUGGGACAAGCUGGUAUUGUCUCCCAGUGAAGCAUUUGUAAUAGUAUUUUUGUUUGAAAGCACAGGUGGAAUAAAUUA
Messenger RNA from Megalobrama amblycephala (Wuchang bream), 1432 nucleotides. Its product is annotated as DNA damage-inducible transcript 4-like protein-like. Lineage: Eukaryota; Metazoa; Chordata; Actinopteri; Cypriniformes; Xenocyprididae. The coding region runs from base 117 to 725 and encodes 202 amino acids. The transcript has 2 exons. Gene Ontology annotation, biological process: negative regulation of signal transduction. Gene Ontology annotation, cellular component: cytoplasm. The record is from RefSeq and is a predicted model, not a curated record.